Molecule: messenger RNA, 1975 nt
Organism: Dinoponera quadriceps
Lineage: Eukaryota; Metazoa; Arthropoda; Insecta; Hymenoptera; Formicidae
Product: RNA-binding protein 40
Exons: 5
Coding region: 310-1848 (512 amino acids)
Biological process (GO): mRNA splicing, via spliceosome
Cellular component (GO): U12-type spliceosomal complex
Molecular function (GO): protein binding; pre-mRNA intronic binding; U12 snRNA binding
Source: RefSeq, a predicted model, not a curated record
GACCAUGGUGGAACCAUUGGAACCUCGGAUCAAUACUCAGAUCCACCAUCACUCUGAUCAACCGACUCAGUAUCAUGCCAAACGCAAGGAACAUUUUCCCGACAAGGGCAUUGUCGCGGAUCCCUAUUGCGACCAUUACACGUCUCUUCACACCCUGGAGCGUAUUUUCUUUUAUCACACGUCACUCCGAGGCCUCGGAGCGUCUCAUUCUAGAAUUGCGCAAUAUGGGAUUUCCUCCGGAUCGUGAAGCUAUAGCUUUCGCCGAGUCAACAAGUGCCUUUACUCUUCUGGACAAAUUUCUCCGAACCAAUGGAAUUCACGUUUAAAACACUCGCUCCAUCUAGUUCAACGUCUAAAAAGUGGCGCAUGGUUCAACCUGUGCCAGGACGGAGUCAAGCCAUGUGUCAGAGUGACCGAGGAUUUGCGUCCGCGUUGGUCGGUGGCAGUGGUGGAAGAAUGUCGUCGGGGAUGAUUCCAGCAUGCGACACUCUGAGGAUCCUCCACCUGCCCCCGCAGUUGUCCGACGAUCGGCGCAACUCGUUACUGCAGAGAUACGGCGCGAUAAAAACCAGAACGCUGCGAUCCUCCGGCAAGUACACCGUCACCUUCGCCAAGUUCGCGUCUCAGCAAUUGGCGACGGAGGCGUUGCUGCGUUUACAUCAGUUAAAUGUCAAAGGGCAGUACCUGUCGGUCGAGUACGCCAAGAAGUCGAGCCCGGCUGAGCUCUCUCAGCUGGAGCCUCAGCAUGAGCCAUCGGCAGACAACGACGUUAAAGCGAAAGUCACCGACCUUCAGGCCUUUCGCAGGAAGUUGAACAGUUGGACUGUGAAUCAUGUGUUCAGUCAACCACCUCCGCCGAACAUAAGAUACAAGUACGCGGCACCUACGAAGAACACACUCUUGAGGAUAGCCGUACAACUGUCGAAGGAACCAGCCUUUUAUACACAGGUGUUGCAUUUGAUGAAUAAAAUGAACCUGCCGCCUCCUUUCGAAGAAUUGGAAGAAGAGUUUCCCGUGCUGAGGGAAGUUUACAACAUGGAGAAGUACAAGAACAUCCUUGGAGGUGAAAUUAUCGAUGCAUCGUAUGAACGCGUGCAGGAAGAAGAAGAAGAAGAGGAGUCGGAGAUAGAGUCAGACGGGGAGGAUAACGCCAGGCCUGUGGAGAUCAUCCCGGUUAAGAGGAAACUGCCGCAGCCCGCGCGACGUUUGAAGAUCCCCAAGUUUGUUAAUCCUGCCAGGAACAUCGCGACAGUCGCGUCCACGCAAAAAGCGCUCAAGCCGGAGGACAUGUUCGAGCCCGUUCAACUCGGGGAGGCUAAGAAUCUCAAGAUCGAACUGAAGACCCUGGAUAAGUCAUUGGACGCGGCAUCCGCUGCUCAAGACAGUACCGUAACGGUAGACGGUGGAUUCGGUUUGAUAUUCCCGGCUGCUAAACCCACCGAGGACGCGAAGGACGGCGAAGAAGGUGCGGAAAGGUCGAGGAACAAAUUUAUAAGCAGCGAGGAGCUGGAGGCCAACCGGAUUUCCGCCAACGAUCAGAGAGUGCUUCCUGUGUUCAAGAACUAUCAUCCGGGCAAACCUUCCAACCGUCUGUACAUAAAGAAUCUUGCGAAGCAAGUGGAAGCGAAGGAUCUACAUUACAUUUAUCAGAGAUACGUUAUCGCGGGGCUGAAAGACGCUGAGAACGAGUAUGACUUACGACUUAUGCAAGAGGGCAGGAUGAAGGGGCAAGCCUUCGUCACGUUGCAGAAUAACGUGCAAGCUCAAAUGGCUCUCAACGAAACCAACGGAUACAUAUUGAAAGACAAGCCUAUGGUCGUACAUUUUGCCAAAGCUGCCAAGAGUUAACGCAGAAUUUUGGUUUCAAUACAAUUCUUAAUUUAUUUUCUAACAUACAGUCGUAAAAUUAAGCUAAGUUUCUUGUAUUCUUCGGUAAUAAAGCGAUGUUGGUGAAGCGAUUCGUUCGCGAAAGAUA